This is a messenger RNA of Lactuca virosa, 207 nucleotides long. Lineage: Eukaryota; Viridiplantae; Streptophyta; Magnoliopsida; Asterales; Asteraceae. The record is from the annotation of a GenBank genome assembly.
AUGCCAAUCGAAAGGGAAGAAGGUAAUGACUUAACUGAGUUCAUGGGGCCACAACAGAGCAACAUGGAAGGAGUAACCUAUGAAGAAGUAAGUCAGGAAAAUGGAACUGAGGAUGCCACAGAAGGUGAAAAUCCAAAAGAUGAUGAAUAUGACAAUGUCCCACAUGUGAAAGGAAAACCAAUGUUUGUUAGAAUAUCGAGGAACUAA